Messenger RNA from Myripristis murdjan (pinecone soldierfish), 4385 nucleotides. RefSeq names its product very low density lipoprotein receptor (gene vldlr). Gene Ontology annotation, molecular function: protein binding; calcium ion binding; hormone binding. Bases 408 to 2999 code for a protein of 863 amino acids. The record is from RefSeq and is a predicted model, not a curated record. Lineage: Eukaryota; Metazoa; Chordata; Actinopteri; Holocentriformes; Holocentridae. The transcript has 20 exons. Gene Ontology annotation, cellular component: apical plasma membrane; plasma membrane; signaling receptor complex. Gene Ontology annotation, biological process: receptor-mediated endocytosis.
ACCGGAGCCGCCGCUCGGUGCCGAACGCGACGACAUGGAUCUGAACCGGACAGGCGGCGGGAACGGCAGCCCGAGCGGCCACGGCGUGUAGCACGAGAUAAAAGGGGCGCGUGGUGCGCGGCGGCGGCGGUCGCCUCUGUUCUGUUGCGUUGCGUGGCUCCUCUCGCGCUCUCUCUCUCUCUCUCUCCCCCUCUCUCUCUCGCUCUGUGUGUAGCGCGUGCUGUGCUGAUCGGCGGCGGCGUCGGGCAGGAGCGCCUUUUCUCUGUGUGUGUGCGAGUGUGUGUGAGUGUGUGUAUGUGUGUGUGUGAGUGAAGGAGGGAGCGCGUGAACCGGCAGAAUCGUAGACCAGGCCAGCGCGAGACAAGCAGGCUCAACGUUCAGCAAACAGCCGUCCGUCACGCCGCGAGAUGGUCACGUCCGCACCGGGGCUCCUUCUCCUGCCGAUGCUAAUAUGUCUCCAGCACUGCGCUACCGUACACGGUACCACGACAGAAUGUGAGGCCAACCAGUUCCAGUGCGGGAACGGUCGCUGCAUCCCGUCCGUCUGGCAGUGUGACGGAGACGAGGACUGCUCCGACGGCAGCGACGAGAGCUCCUGUGAGAAAAAGACUUGUGCAGCGAUGGACUUUGUUUGUCGCAACGGCCAGUGCGUCCCCAAGAGGUGGCACUGUGACGGGGAGCCCGACUGCGAGGACGGGUCUGACGAGAGCGUGGAAAUCUGCCACAUGAGGACGUGUCGUAUGAACGAGUUCAGCUGCGGCGCAGGAUCCACCCAGUGCAUCCCCAUCUUCUGGAAAUGUGACGGAGAGAAAGACUGUGACAACGGGGAGGACGAGAUGUACUGUGGCAACAUCACCUGCGCCCCAAACGAGUUCACGUGCGCCAGCAGUCGUUGCAUCUCUCGUAACUUUGUGUGUAACGGCGAGGACGACUGCGGUGACGGAUCUGACGAGCAGGAGUGUGCGCCGUCCUCCUGCGGCCCCAGCGAGUUCCAGUGUGGGAACUCCUCGUGCAUCCCUGCGAGCUGGGUGUGUGACGACGAUGUUGACUGCCAGGAUCAGUCAGACGAGUCUCCGUCUCGGUGCGGCCGCCACCCGACGCCGCCCGCCAAGUGUUCGUCCAGUGAGAUGCAGUGCCGGUCAGGAGAGUGUAUUCACAAGAAGUGGAGGUGUGAUGGAGACCCGGACUGCAAGGACGGCAGCGACGAAGCAAACUGUCCUGUGCGUACCUGUGGACCGGAUCAUUUCAAGUGUGACGAUGGAAACUGUAUUCCUGGCGGCAGACAGUGCAACGGCCUCAGAGACUGCGCCGACGGCUCGGAUGAAGUCAACUGUAGGAACUUGACUCAGUGCAACGGACCAGACAAGUUCAAGUGUCGCAACGGGGAGUGCAUCGAGAUGAGCAAGGUGUGCAACAAGGCCAGGGACUGUUCUGACUGGAGCGACGAACCCAUCAAGGAAUGCAAUCUGAACGAAUGUCUCUUGAACAACGGCGGCUGCUCCCACAUCUGCAGAGACAUGGUGAUCGGCUUCGAGUGCGACUGCACGCCUGGACUGCAGCUGAUAGACCGCAAGACCUGCGGAGACAUCAAUGAGUGUCUGAACCCCGGCAUCUGCAGUCAGAUCUGCAUCAACCUGAAGGGAGGCUACAAGUGCGAAUGCCACAACGGCUACCAGAUGGAUCCAACCACUGGAGUCUGCAAGGCCGUCGGCAAGGAGCCCUGCCUGAUCUUCACAAACCGUCGUGACAUCCGCCGCCUGGGUCUCGAGAGGAAGGAGUACACACAGAUAGUGGAGCAGCAGAGGAACACAGUGGCCCUGGACGCCGACUUCAACCAGCAGAUGAUCUUCUGGGCCGACCUGGGACAGAAGGCUAUCUACAGCACCGUGCUGGACAAACGAGGAGAGGUCGGCAGCCACAAGACGGUGAUCAAAAAUGUCCAGACUCCUGUAGGAAUCGCCGUCGACUGGAUCUACAAGAACCUGUACUGGUCGGACCUCGGCACCAAAACAAUCGCCGUGGCCAACUUCAACGGGACGAAACAGAAAGUCCUGUUCAGCAGCGGCCUCAAAGAGCCGGCCUCCAUCGCUGUAGAUCCGCUGUCAGGGUUCCUGUACUGGUCAGACUGGGGCGAGCCGGCAAAGAUUGAGAAGUCUGGUAUGAACGGAAUGGACAGGAAGGUUCUGGUGGAGACGGACAUCCAGUGGCCUAAUGGAAUCACACUAGAUCUGAUCAAGGGCAGGUUGUACUGGGUCGACUCGAAGCUGCACAUGCUCUGUAGCGUCGAUCUGAACGGAGACAACAGGAGGAAAGUGCUGCAGUCUGCGGACUACCUGGCUCACCCCUUCGCCCUCACUGUGUUUGAGGACCGAGUCUUCUGGACCGAUGGAGAAAAUGAGGCGAUCUAUGGCGCUAACAAGUUCACCGGCUCUGACGUGGUGACGCUGGCCAGCAACCUGAACGACCCGCAGGACAUCAUAGUUUACCACGAGCUCAUCCAGCUCUCCGGUACAAACUGGUGCAACGAGAAAGGUGAAAACGGCGGCUGCAGCUACAUGUGCCUGCCCGCCCCUCAGAUCAACAAACACUCCCCCAGGUACACCUGUGUGUGUCCGGAGGGACAGGAGCUGGCUGCCGACAGCAUGCGCUGCAGGCCAGAGCCAUCUACAUCUCCCUCAAAGGAUGAUGGGAAAGCUCUAACGCAGCCUCCGCCAGAAGCCAAUGUGAGCACGUCCAUCCAGGUCGACUCCACAGCCAGAGGCUCAGCUGCUGCCUGGGCCAUCCUGCCCGUCUUGCUGCUGGCCAUGGCGGCGGCAGGCGGUUAUCUCAUGUGGAGAAACUGGCAGCUGAAGAACCAGAAGAGCAUGAACUUUGACAACCCGGUGUACCUGAAGACCACGGAAGAAGACCUGAACAUCGACAUCAGCCGGCACAGCUCCAGCGUGGGACACACCUACCCAGCGAUCUCAGUGGUGAGCACAGAGGACGAUUUAUCGUGAUCCGUCUCUCUUUACGGCAGCCCCCAGCGUUGCAUGGCGCCUCCUCGUCUCCGUGCCAACGGUUGUCCGUAGCAGCAGCCCUUACAGUACGACCACAUGCCUUCUGAAGUGCAUUAUGUUAUUAUCUAUGGUGAGGGUGAGGGGAGGAAAUGUUAUGUUAUUUAUUAUGUGAAUACUAUAAUGAAUUAUAUGUCAAAACUAUUUUCAGUGUGUCCAAAGUGUUAAGGGAUGUUUCUUUAUUUUUGAAUUCAGUUUUUUUGUUUUUGUUUUUGUUUUGUUUUGGGAGGUUUCCACUCUCGCCCUGCCAUCCAAACGGUGUCAAAUGGCAUUUUUACUCAAGUGACACAGGGAGAGACGACGAACAUGAUCAGCCUCCUCAACUUCACAUCACCUCGUAGACUUUUUUUUUUUUUUUUUUUUUAUGUUUUGUUUUUUUUUUUUUUCCGUGUUGCGCAGGAAAAACAGCUCGGCGCUCGUUUUAGCCAGACUGACGCCGUUAGAGCCGAAGUUAAACCGGAUCAGGUUUUUCCUUUUCCAACUUAAGAGACGACGGCUCUGACCUGCCAUCCGAGCCGGGGCGUUCAGGGGGGUCAAAGGUCAUUUAAAGGCCAGGCGUUCAUGCGGGACACCUGAGCCGAACCUUUUUUCUCCGGAGUCUUUUGUCCCAUCAGGGCGCUGAUCUGUGAAUAUUUAUAUUUUGGGGCAGUAAUAUCUUAAUUCAAAUGUCAUUUUUAUUUCAUUUCGUUUCUUUUUAAUUUUGUUUAUCUGUUUAUUUUUUAUUUUAUUUUAAUUUUAUGUGAUUUUAUUUUUUGACUAAGGCAUUACUACUUUAAUUUUCUUUCUUUUUUUUUUCUUUUUCUUCCUAUGAACGUUACCUCCUGAUGCGCAUUCUUACAAAGCUGUUUGGUCUUUCUGUUUUCUCACUCCAUAUUGGGUAUGCAUUAUUAUUAUUACAAUUAUUAUUAUUGUUGUUGUUAUUAUGAAAGCUCUGUAAGGAUCACCAUGGUUACAACAUUUGUAAACAUUGUAUAUAUUUAUCCAUCGACCCUCAGACCGCCAAUCAGGACUCUCUUGAUGCACUUUGAUCAAAUGUUCCUUCUGUAAAUAAGAUUGUAUACAUUUGACUUGAAAUCAAUUUUUUGCUAUGGUUGGGCAUAGUACCAGGGUUAGAGUUAAGAUGUAUUUAACAAGGAAAAAAAAAAAAAAUCAUGAAAUGAACACAACUGAAUUUGUUAAACUAUUUUGUAUGUUUGUGUGCUGUUGCUGUGAACUUUUUCUAGCCUUGUACAGUGAGGGGGGGAGACUAUAAAAAGAAAAAAAAAGCUCUGUAUCUGUGAAGAAACUGAUUUGCAAAUCACUUCAAAAUAAAACCUGACUCAAAAUGUG